AUGGAGAGCCUCGGUUUCCCCAUGCCUGGGGCUGGUAUGCCCGGGCUGAACCAGCAGGACCAACAGCGGAAGCAGCAUUCUCAAGCCUAUGGAAACAUCCUGCCAGACGGGUUGCCAUUGGUUCAGCCUCUCCCGCUUGAUUAUUCCCGUCAAUUAUACUCGGACCCUCAAGUCCAGAUGGCGAUUGACGAUCCCCAAGAUUCCAAGAGAAGGAGGAUCGCAAAGGCAUGCGACAUGUGUCGCAAGAAGAAGAUCAAAUGUGACGGGAAAAUGCCCGCCUGCACACAGUGUCUCAACUACAAAACCGAGUGUAUCUUCACCCAAGUGGAGAAGAAGCGUGCUCCUCCUAAGGGAGCCAAAUAUAUCGAAGGCCUUGAGAACCGACUCAGUCGAAUGGAACAUCUUCUGAGGUUAUCAGGACUAUUGGACGAGGAUGAGGAAACCGACCUGGGCGUUCUUGAGAAGAAACUAAUGCAGAUGCGCCGGGAAUCAGGGCAAGACUCCAUAACAGCUCUCUCAGCACCUUCGUCGCCCACUUUGGUUCCAUCCACCAAUGAGGGCAGUGAUUCCCCUCCACGGAGUCUUGAUGCAAGAUCAGAUGUCUCGAAGACGCGAACGAGUUUGUCCGUUGAUGAAGGGCGCAAAUCCUUUAGUUCAGAUGACCCUAAAGCUGCGACGGAGGAACAAGUCGAGUCUUUGUCUGAGAUGAUGUGUUCCCUGGUAACAAAUAACACCGGGGAGACGAGAUAUAUUGGUUUGCCUUUCCUUGUAUUGGUCAUUUCAACACCUGCUUACCCGAUCCUAGGUUCUUCUUCCGGGUUUUCUAUUUUCUCUCCCAAGGGGAUCGAGUGGGUCAAUUCGAAAACAGGAGACGGUUCAUUCCAAACCAUGAUCACCGAAGUCUCUGUUGAUGAUCACAAAUGGACCAAUUGGAAACCUGAGGUCUUUGCUGAUGUGUUUCGGCGACCCGUCUUCCGUCAUCUCCCACCCAAAGAGGAAGCGCUGUCUCUUCUUCAGGAUUAUUUCGAAAAUUUCAAUUGCAUGUGCCCUUUGUUUCACCAGCCAACUUUCAUGCAUCUCGUCGAGCGGCAGUACUCGUCAGACCCUUAUCAAGGCUCUGGCUGGUGGGCUAGUCUCAAUUGCGCUUUGGCUAUCUCCCAUCGAUUACGAUUUAUGAGCAAUCUUGGAUCUGAAGACGAAGAUGCUAGGGCGUGGGGCCAUAUCAAGAAUGCUUUGGGUGUUUACUCCGAACUUACGAUGCGGAAUACUGAUCUAUUGAGUGUUCAAGCUCUGACAGGAAUGGCACUUUUCAUGCAAGGAACACCCAAUCCACAGCCGAGUUUCUUGCUGGUGGCAGCGGCUAUUCGACUGUCUCAUACCAUUGGGUUGCACAAACGGGGCACUGGGUUCAAUUUGAACCCCAUCGAAAUCGAGCAACGGAAGCGAGUUUUUUGGAUCGCAUACAUGCUCGAUAAGGACCUCUGCCUUCGUGCUGGACGACCCCCUGCACAAGACGAUGAUGAUAUGAACGUCGACCUACCUGACGAGGAUCCUCCCGACUGUAUCGGGAACAUUCCAUUGGCUGACGGAAAGGGCAAGAUGAAUCUGUUCCGCGUUAUGUGCGAAUUCUCCGUUAUUGAGAGUAAUGUCUACAAACGACUGUACGCAACCAAGGCAGCGAAACAAUCGGAUGGAGAGCUUCUUAGUGCCAUCGGAGAGCUCGACCAACAGCUUGAGGACUGGAAGAAUAAAAUCCCAACCGAUUUCCGCCCAGAACACGAGAUUAGGGCCAGCCACACCCCUCUAAUAAUACACGUGGUCAUGCUGCACUUCGCCUACUACAACUGCCUCACAACAAUUCACCGAAUGUCUGUUCACCAUGGAUUUUGGACCAGUAGAUUGUCCAACUAUGCGCUUCAAGGACUGAACACUCGUGCCUUGAAUCCGCGGGUUUACUCAUCUGCUUCGCUCUGCACAGGUGCUGCAAGAGCCUCAAUCUCCUUACUGAAAUAUAUGCCCCAAGGAGACUUCAACUGCGUCUGGAUGAUCUUAUAUUUCCCAGUGUCCGCAUUGAUGACACUCUUCGCUAACAUUUUGAACAACCCACUGGAUCCAAAGGUGAAGAGUGAUAUUCGGUUGAUGAACUUAGUUGUUAAUUUCCUGUCUAUGCUCGGUCAAGAAGCAGAACAGGGUGGUGUGCAUCGCAUGCUGGGUGUGUGUUCUGAAUUCGAACGAAUCGCGAAAAUAGUCGUUGAAAAGGCUGAAAAGGAACCUCGACGCAAACGCAAAAAUGCUGAUGAAUCUUCCAAGGGGACGCCCUUAACUGCUUCGGAUGCAUCGAUUACCUCAGCUCCAACUUUGAGUACUAGCAUGAGUGAACAGACAAAGUCCACUCCCCGAACCACGGUAGCAUCCACGCCAACACCUGCGGCUUCAAGCACAGAACCAAUCAACACUCAAGACCGGACACCACGAUAUUCGAAACAUGGCCAUGAUGAGCCUUCCCAUAUACUUGGAACGGGUUUUGGAGCUAGCGCGGAUCCGUCCAUCUCAGCGACUUGGCCAAAUGAUUUCUCUCUGCUCGGAGGUGGAGGCUUUGAAGCCUUUGGCGACCCCUCAGCCUUUUCUUCAGGAACAGAGAUACCUGGUAGUGAUCCAGGAGUGUCUUUCUCGCAGCCUCUUUUACCACAAGACCUUUUCUCAUUACCGAUGUCACUGGACUGGAACUGGGCGGAACUCAGCGGUGGAGCAUACCCUACUGUUGAGAAUGGAAUGUUCGGCGGAAAUAUGCAGGGCCAGCGUGAGCAGUAA
Clonostachys rhizophaga is the source of this 2811-nucleotide messenger RNA. NCBI's taxonomy places the organism in Eukaryota, Fungi, Ascomycota, Sordariomycetes, Hypocreales, Bionectriaceae. The record is from the annotation of a GenBank genome assembly.